AGAAGUAAGUGUGCACAGCUAGUGCAGUAUAUACAUACAGUAAAGAAAUGCCUUGGUUUCUUCUUUCGUGGGUAAAAGACGCCGUUUUUGCUCUAGCGCUGCUUCUUGCUGUAUGUGUUGCUGCGCGUGAAGGGCUGGCCGGCCUCGCGCGCCGCUCCCUUACGUUGCUGAGACUGGUGCCAGGCGUGCAAUCUCUGAUCAGGGGGUUGGUGCGGGGAGAGGUCCGCCGAUUCCUGAGACAGCUGGAGAAGGAGAAAGGCCGCGGCGGGGAGAGAGAGGGAGGACGAGAGAAGAAGACGAUGCAGCUCCCCGAGAAAGGGUUGAGUAAAGAAGAACUGAUUCAGGAGCUGAAAAAGAGGAAGAGAGUUGAGACCGACCCUCAUGCAGGGAGAGAGAUUUGUACGCAUACGUGGACACAGGGAAGGGGAAGAGUUCGACGCCGUGGAAGGAAACGGCAUUGGACAGCGUUUGAUUGGAGACCAUAGUAGUGCACGGACGAAGCAAGACUGGAGAGGAAUGAAAGGACGCGAGAGCCUGAGCCCAGGGAGGA
This is a messenger RNA of Geodia barretti, 550 nucleotides long. The record is from the annotation of a GenBank genome assembly. Lineage: Eukaryota; Metazoa; Porifera; Demospongiae; Tetractinellida; Geodiidae.